Molecule: messenger RNA, 3249 nt
Organism: Linum trigynum
Lineage: Eukaryota; Viridiplantae; Streptophyta; Magnoliopsida; Malpighiales; Linaceae
Source: the annotation of a GenBank genome assembly
UACACAACAAAUUUCAUGCGUAUUAAAAAUAUUAUCGUGAUGCAUAACUAAAUUAUCUUUAAAAAAUUACUUUUCGCCCAACUAACAGUGCUCAAAAGUCAAAACUAGUAUAUAUGCUACACCAAUGCAUAAAGAAAAAAGAAAAAGAAAAUCCAAAAUGAAGGCAUCUUUGAAAAUUAAAGCAAGGCUUACCGUGAAUUCACCCUUACCCUAGCGUGUCUCUCAGGUAACUCCUUUGUCCAAUAAAACCAGCGCCUUGAAUGACAUGACAUCACAAUUUACACAUGAAACUUUCCGAAUUUAAUUAAAAUCUCCCUCACACAAAAAUAAAACCUUUCAAUUUCAUUAAUUAUUUUCAUAACAGCCAGAGAGAGAAAGUCAUCAAACCAUGACGUGGCAGUUUGACCCAUUCUUCUUCUUCUUCUUCCUCCCUUCCCUUUCAUCUUUCCCUCCUCCUCUCUUUCUCCUCUGGGAAAAUUCAACCAAUCCAAUCCUUUUUGCCGCUGCGCUGGCCCACCGAGUCGAUCUCAACUCGCUUCCCCCGUCCAACUCAGUCGCCCCUUUUCAUCGUCUUCUUCCUCUCGAUUCUGCUUUCUCAAUAUACCCUUUUGGGCUUCUUUCGUUUGAAUCUGACUAUAACUCCGCCAUUUCCAGCUCUUACCAGGUCGCAAUUUCUUUCCUUUCAAUCUUCUACUCCCUUUCACCUUUUAGACCGAGAAAAACGAAACUGAGUGACAGAUAGAAAGAGAGACGGAAACAGAGUGUUAAUUUUGAUUUGGGUUUGUCGUUGUAAGUCUAGUCAGAGGGUUUAGGUGAAGAGGGAAAGGAAAAGGGGGCCAUUAGGAGCUUUCAUUAUUGACUGUGUUUUGUUUAUUGUUGAAAACAAAAAAAAUGGCGACUCCUUCCCCUUCCAGGGAAGUAUCCUUUCAUGGGUUCCAUCCCCUUUUCGUAGAAUUCCAUUGUUAACCCACCACCAAAUUUCCUUUCCUUUUUCUCUCCUUGCCCCUCUUUUUUCUCUGAAAUGUUAGGCCAGGAGGAAACUAAUAACCCCCUCCCUCCCGCGGCCGCCCGGAAAAACUAUCUCCGGUCUGUUUCAUGGAGCGACCGUUCACCGCGCCGGCCGAGCAACAACCCUAGACCUCACCAGCCCUCGAAUCACAGCAAGGCGAGGUCAUGUCUCCCGCCGCUCCAGCCUUUGUCCAUAACCAGAGCUCCGGUUGAAGAAUGGCCUCGGGCCGGGUCCGACGAUUUGGGAAUCUGGCCGAACCCACAAACUCCCAGAACCACCGGCGCCGGCGGCUUCCCAUUGACUCCUCAGCCGGCGGCAGCUCACAACUCCAAUCCUCCUGUGAGGGAAUUCCAGUUCAAGAGAGAAAAAUUGGCCUUCUUCGACAAAGAAUGCUCCAGAAUCGCCGACCACAUUUACCUCGGAAGCGACGCGGUGGCCAAGAACCGGGAAGUUCUCCGGCAGAACGGAAUCACCCACGUCCUUAACUGUGUUGGAUUCGUCUCCCCUGAGUACUUCAAAGACGACCUUGUUUACAAAACCCUCUGGCUGCAGGAUUCCCCUUCAGAGGACAUCACCAGUAUUCUCUACGACGUGUUCGAUUACUUUGAAGACGUGAGGGAGCAGAGUGGGAAAGUUUUGGUCCAUUGUUGCCAGGGUGUUUCGAGGUCCACCUCGCUGGUCAUAGCUUACCUCAUGUGGAGAGAAGGCCAGAGCUUCGAGGAUGCAUUUCAGUAUGUCAAAGCAGCUCGAGGUGUUACCAAUCCCAACAUGGGGUUCGCUUGCCAGCUUCUCCAGUGCCAGAAGCGUGUUCAUGCUGUUCCGGCCAGCCCUAAUUCGGUCCUUCGUGUGUAUCGAAUGGCUCCUCAUUCACCUUACGAUCCUCUCCACCUUGUCCCCAAGAUGUUGAGCAAUCCAGGUUUGAAAGGACUAGACUCUCGUGGAGCUUUCGUUGUUCAUGUUCCUAGUACCAUAUUUGUUUGGAUAGGGAAGAAAUGUAGCCGUGUGAUGUUGAAUCAUGCUAGGGUAGCUGCAAGUCAGGUGAUUAGAUACGAAAGGGCGAAAGGUCCGAUUGUUAUUGUUCAUGAAGGGGAAGAAGGGAAUGAGUUUUGGGAUGCUCUUGGGACUAAUGAUGAUGGUGCUGGUGUUUGUAGUAGCAGUAGUAGUAGUGAUGAAAGGAAAGUUGAUGCGUAUGAUUCAGAUUUUGAGGUCUUUGAUAAGGCAGUUUGUGGAGGGGUUGUCCCACCUUGUUCGGUAUCGAAUGCUGAAUUCGAGACUCGCCUUUCUGCAAGUGAGAAUGGGUGGGGGAGGCUUAGAACGAAGUUUGCUAGUGGUAUCAUGAAGGAGUUCAUCAGUUCAUCCUCCAAAAUGGAUGUAGAUUCAGUAAUAUAUGAAGGUGAAGAAGAUGUGGAGGAAAAAAAGAUUCCAAGUAAGGACACAUUGUCUUCGUCGACUCCUUUUGGUUCGCCUGAUUCCUAUCACUCUUGCUCACCGGACUCUGCUCAGAAAUUCGGCUACAAGUCUCCUGCUACAAUAUCGCCUUCUGCUUCGGAUUAUUCGUCAAGUUCAUUUACCUUUUCGCCCUCAUCUUCAAACUGGUCUGACUUGUCGUAUGUGUCUUCCCAACAGCCUUCCCCUUCUGGUUUGGAAGCUCUUAACUCACCUACAAAGGUGUUUCCUGUUGAUCUUCAAACGAGUCAUGUGUCGAACAAGGUAACUACUUCACCAUCUAUAGCAGAGCGAAGAGGGAGUAACCCUCCGCCACUUAUUGUGAGUUGUGGGGCAAUUCUGCAGCAACCUGAAUUGGAUGAUGAUGUGAUGAAGGAUGGUCAUGGGGGGAAGGAGGAAAUGACUGAUGUUGAUAUGACUGGUGCGGAUUAUGACAUUGCCGACAGAGAGGAAGAUGGCAGAGUUCAUAUUAAUCAGUUGUGAUCUAGUUUUUCUCAUUGCCAUGGAUCAUCUGAAUCUGCAGGUUAUUGGAGCUUUUUCUCAACAUGUUCUUUAAGUCAGAGUAAGAAUGCUGAGAGUAAUUGCCAGAAAUGAGAGUCGAAGAAGUUUGGAGACAACCCAGAUUCUUUUUCUUGCUCGGGUUAUGUAUUAUGUAGAAAGUUUUUUUUUUUUUCUGAUAAAAACAUGUACAGGGCAGGGGAGUUACAAGUUUGUUGUUCAGGUCUCAAAAUCAUACCAAGAGUAAUAAACAUUUCCACCUAAUAAAAGUAAAUCAAGAAAGAUUUUCCAUUUCA